Lentinula edodes (shiitake mushroom) is the source of this 999-nucleotide messenger RNA. RefSeq lists its product as uncharacterized. Lineage: Eukaryota; Fungi; Basidiomycota; Agaricomycetes; Agaricales; Omphalotaceae. The record is from RefSeq and is a predicted model, not a curated record. The transcript has 2 exons. The coding region runs from base 1 to 999 and encodes 332 amino acids.
AUGCCCGCAAUAUCGACACGUCAGCGCGUACUUCGUGGGGCUUUCAAGUAUGCCCGAAAGCUACAAGGAUGGAGGAGGAAAUGCCGCAAGGAGUCGGAACUGUUAGAUGAAUCGGACUACACUGUGGAUAGUGAUGAGUUCGGAGUUUCUACAGAUGAUAGAUCCUCACUUUCCACACUCUCAUCGUUCUCCUCAUCUCUCUCGUCUCUCUCGUCUCUCUCGUCUCUCUCAUCUCUCUCAUCGAUGGAAGACAGAGACCCCGACACUAUGACGGAGUUUUCGGAAGAAGAAGAAGAAUGGGAAGAUCAGAAUUACAUGAUGCGCUAUCGAGCCUCUCGCGCUCGGAUUGCAGAGAUUCUCAGCACCCGGGUCCUGUUUCCCCAUCGCGUUCAUAAGCUCUCCCAGCUCUUUUUGGUUCUCGAGCUCUACAAGAAGGACGAUCCGAAGCGUUUUCGGCGCAAUAUCCGGGUCUCUCCAUCCACUUUCGAUGAACUCCUUGCACGAAUCUGUGAUCAUCCUGUCUUCAUGAGUCAAGGCUCGGCACAUCAGAUACCUAUUCAACAUCAGCUUGCGAUUGCUAUGUUCCGUUUUGGACACUUUGGAAACGGAGCUUCGGUAGAAUCUAUUGCUCAAUGGGCUGGGAUGUCUGCUGGUACAGUUGUAAAUGCCACACGACGUGUCAUGGUAGCAUUCUUGGCACUUCAUGAUGAUGUGAUCCACUGGCCAACAGCGAGGAUGAAGGAGGAAGCGAAGGAGUGGGUAGAGGCUGCAACAUGUGCUGCAUGGAGGAAUGGUUGGAUCUUUGUUGAUGGUACCCUGAUCCCUCUCGCGGAGAAGCCUGCUUAUCAUGGCGAGGCUUAUUUUGAUAGAAAGUCCAACUAUUCCCUCAAUGUUCAGCAUUUAACGAAUCUCGCACUUGUCUACAGCGGCAGCAUCUUCUUGGACCCGGUGAAUGGAUUUGGGCCGACUCAGCAUAUCCUAUCGAAGCUUGGUGUGUGA